AACAUAAGACAAAACCAGGAAGUGGAGAAUGGUGAAAUAUGCACUCCACUGAGACUGGCUCAGCAGGACAUGGAAGAAAACACAGGCUGACAAGCCAUCUAUAGAUAUUGGAACAGACUCUCAAAACACACUCCCACCAGAAGAGCCAAUUGCAAGAGAAUCUCCUGUUAUCAUAAGAGAAACUCUCACUCCCUCCAGCAUCCAACCACCUGCAAGGUAGAUGCAAAACUUUGUAUAAUACUAAGGCAGGAAAGAACAACCAUCUGAAACCCUGAGGAAAAUAUUUUAGUUGCAAAAAAGUUAAGAGUUAGAAUACAGCAUGUUCAAUGCAAGUGUGAUCCUCAUGCGACGCAUCCACACCAGGAACUCGAAGUGCUCUAUAUUAAGUAAACGUCACACUGCCCUGUGCUGUAGCCCCCUGUGUCGUUCGUGAGCGAGCAUUUAAGAUGUCACUGAGCAGUGAAAGAAGAGUAAAUACUUCGACGCUGAAGAAAAUUGCUGCAGACAUGAGCAAUUUAAUAGAGAACCUGGACACCAGGGAGCUCCACUUUGAAGGGGAAGAGGUGGAUGCUGACAUAUUAAAUGAUCCAAAAACAACUGUGGGCAUCCCAUUCUCUGCAAUUUAUAACACUCAAGGGUUCAAAGAGCCUCAUAUACAGACAUAUCUAACCGGAUGUCCGAUUAAAGUCCGAGUUCUGGAAGUAGAACGCUUUACCUCAACGAAAAAGGUACCAAGUCCAAAUGUUUACACUAUUGAGUUCACACAUGGGGAUUUUACAUGGCAAGUGAAAAGGAAAUUCAAGAACUUUCAAGAAUUUCACAGGGAACUGCUGAGAUACAAAGCCUUCAUACGAAUUCCUAUCCCUACAAGGAGUCACACAGUUAGAAGACAAACUGUCAAAAGGGGAGAAGCGAGGCAGAUGCCAAGUCUGCCACGCACAUCUGAGAACAUGGUCCGAGAAGAACAUUUUUCUAGUAGAAGAAAACAACUGGAAGACUACUUGACAAAAAUCUUAAAAAUGCCCAUGUACAGGACCUACCAUGGAACGAUGGAAUUCAUUGGUGUAAGUCAGCUGUCAUUUAUCCAUGAUCUAGGACCAAAGGGCAUAGAAGGUAUGAUCAUGAAAAGAUCUGGGGGCCACAGAAUACCCGGUCUGAACUGCUGUGGGCAAGGAAGGGUCUGCUAUCGAUGGUCCAAAAGGUGGUUAGUAGUGAAAGACUCUUUCCUAAUGUACAUGAAGAUGGAUAGCGGAGCCAUUUCCUUUGUCCUGCUGGUAGAUAAAGAAUUUAGCAUUAAAAUUGGCAAGAAAGAGACUGAAACAGAAUAUGGGUUGCGGAUUGACAAUCUUUCCAGGUCAUUGAUUUUGAAGUGUAACAGCUACCGACAUGCCCGGUGGUGGGGACAGGGAAUAGAAGAGUUCAUUCAGAAAAAUGGCAAAAACUUCCUAACACAUCACAGAUUCGGGUCAUAUGCAGCUAUACAGCAGAAUACGUUGGCAAAGUGGUAUGUAAAUGCAAAAGGGUAUUUUGAAGAUGUAGCAAAUGCCAUGGAGGCAGCGAAAGAAGAAAUUUUCAUCACAGAUUGGUGGCUGAGCCCAGAAAUCUUUAUGAAGCGACCUGUGGUAGAAGGAAAUCGCUGGAGACUAGACUGCAUUCUCAAGAGGAAAGCGCAACAAGGAGUGAGAAUUUUUGUAAUGCUCUACAAAGAGGUGGAACUUGCUCUAGGAAUCAACAGUGAAUACAGCAAGCGGACCCUAAUGCGCCUACAUCCGAACAUCAAGGUGAUGAGGCAUCCAGAUCACGUGUCAUCCUCAGUGUACCUGUGGGCCCAUCAUGAGAAGCUCGUUGUCAUUGACCAGUCUGUAGCAUUUGUUGGUGGUAUCGACUUGGCCUACGGGAGGUGGGAUGAUGAUGAACACAGGCUGACCGACGUUGGCAGUGUGAAACGAAUUGCAGGACCGAAGUCCACAUCUACAGUGAAUCUCAUACCUACAGCUGAGUCCACUGAAGCUUUAGCCCUGAAAACUCAGCCCCUGGGGAACCUGCCACAGCACAGAAAUAGCGAUGACAUACUCGAUUCUUCAAGAAUGAAAGGAAUAGGAAAACCCAAAAAGUUUUCCCGGUUCAGCCUUUAUAUGCAUCUCCAGAAGCACGGCCUACACCAUGCUGAUAGUGUGAGCAGUUUAGACAGUCAGUCAGAUAAAGGAUCAAUCCGCAGCUUGAAGACAGGUGUUGGAGAACUUCUUGGGGAGACCAGGUUCUGGCAUGGAAAGGAUUAUUGCAAUUUUGUCUUUAAAGACUGGGUUCAACUCGACAAACCCUUUGCUGAUUUCAUUGACAGAUACACCACACCCAGAAUGCCAUGGCAUGAUAUUUCAUCUGUUGUUCAUGGCAAAGCUGCACGGGAUGUUGCUCGACACUUUAUUCAGCGCUGGAACUUCACAAAGAUCAUGAAGCCCAAAUACAGAUCCCUGUCCUACCCAUUCCUGUUGCCAAAAUCUCAGCGAACCGCUAGUGAGAUGAAGUAUCAAGUGCCCGAGUCUGUAUGUGCCAAAGUACAGGUGCUCCGUUCUGCUGCAGAUUGGUCAGCUGGUAUCAAGUACCAUGAAGAAUCCAUCCACAAUGCUUAUGUUAGCGUGAUAGAAAACAGCAAACACUACAUCUAUAUCGAAAACCAAUUUUUUAUUAGCUGUGCUGAUGACAGAGUCAUUUCUAACAAGAUUGGAGAUACCAUCGCUCGGAGGAUUCUUAAAGCACACAGGGAAAAAAAACGAUACCGAGUGUAUGUGGUAAUCCCGCUGUUGCCUGGAUUUGAAGGAGAUAUUUCAACUGGAGGUGGGAAUGCACUGCAGGCCAUAAUGCACUUCAACUACAGGACCAUGUGCAGAGGAGAUAAUUCUAUCCUGGGACAGUUGAAAGCAGAGAUUGGAGAUCAGUGGAUAAACUACAUAUCGUUCUGUGGGCUUCGAACAUAUGCUGAGCUGGAUGGAAAUCUCGUCACUGAACUCAUCUACGUUCACAGCAAAUUGCUUAUAGCUGAUGACAACACUGUCAUCAUUGGCUCUGCUAACAUCAAUGACCGCAGCAUGCUGGGAAAACGUGACAGUGAAAUGGCUAUCAUUGUACAAGAUACCGAAACCGUCCCUUCAGUGAUGGAUGGAAAGGACUACAAAGCUGGACAAUUUGCUCAGUCUCUCCGCCUCCGGUGUUUUAGGGUUAUUCUUGGUUGUUCAGCAGACCUCAAUGCUGAUCUCCAGGAUCCAGUCUCUGACAGAUUCUUCAAGGAGGUGUGGGUUUCAACAGCUGCCCGCAAUGCCACUAUUUUUGACAAGGUGUUCCGAUGCCUUCCCAAUGAUGAGGUGACUAAUUUAGCCCAGCUGCGUGACUUCAUCGCCAAGUCAAAAUUGGUAACCCAAGAUGCUGCAAAAGCAGCAGAAGAAUUAAAGAAGAUUCAUGGAUUUCUAGUGCAAUUCCCCUUUCGUUUCCUGGAUGAAGAAAACUUGCUGCCUUCUGUUGGAACAAAAGAAUCCAUGGUGCCCAUGGAAGUUUGGACUUAGGGCGAUUCAGACUGCUUUAGAAUUUAAAGUCUGGCUCCUUGGAGACAAGUUUGCAUACCUGAUGAUUUCAGGAAGCUUUGUAUUGCCAAGGUAGCCACUGAAAGGUCUCCAUCAAACUAAUGUGCCUUUCUUAAGGGUUUUGGUGGAACAGCUUCAGACAAAAUAACUGUUAUGGGGAGGGAAAGAAAAUUUGGCACUUAUGAUCAUUGACAAGCUCUAUUAAUUGAAAAGGACAAUACUUCUUUACAGAGAUAUUCUAAGCACCGUAAAGAUGCAGGCCACUCCUAUGAAGGGAGAGAAAUCAUAAUGUAUAUUACUAUUGCCAGCAUGAUCACAUGUGUAUAGUGAUUGUGAUACCCAGGGAUUGAAGGCUGAUUGUGCUUUCUAAAUCUUUGUGUGCUCACAGUUAUUACCUAGCUGGAGUUAUGCUCUUCAUCAUCUCUGUUUUGUAUUCCCUCAAGUAUUUCCCCACUGCUUAUACCUCCAUAAUGGUUGGGAAAUGUUACCUGAGGCCAACUCAGGUGUUCCUAUGAUCAUUGCCUAUCGCGCUUAGAUGUUACAUUGCGUAUACGGCAAAGGGCUAACUCUCUUGUGUCAAAAGAAAAGGAGUAUUUGUGGCACCUUAGAGACUAACAAAUUUAUUUGAGCAUGCAUCCGAUGAAGUGAGCUGUAGCUCAUGAAAGCCUAUGCUCAAAUAAAUUUGUUCGUCUCUAAGGUGCCACAAGUACUCCUUUUCUUUUGAGGAUACAGACUAACACGGCUGCUACUCUGAACUCUUAUGUCAAAAUCAGUGGUGCUGUCUCUUCACCUUGCCCCAGGGGAAAACACUGUUUUGGUUUUUUUUACUACAACUAUAGCAAUCAACAUUCCUCAUGCACAGCAUUACACUGUAGGUCUCAGUGAUGGGCAAUCCCUAAUGGAGAUUGAGGUGAUGGGAAUCUCUUGAAUUCUGUUUUUUCAGGGUUUGCAGAACUUGUUUGAGUUCAGCUACCCUUUCUCUUACAAUCUAAAUUUUUUAUAAUUUUUUCCCCAAGGGAGAAUCAACUUUUUAACCCUACAUUUUUCUAGCUAAAGGAAAGCCUGCUGCUAGGUAUUAGGGAGAAGAGAACCCCAAAAGCUAGGCUGGCAAAACUGGGUCCUCUGUUUUGGAUCACAGUGCUGUGUGUAUACACUGCCUUAAAUACUCCCUUGCAUUUUUUUCCUCUGUUUCACCUGUAAGGAAAAAGAACCCAGUAACAGUUGAGUAAGAGUUGAAAUUUUGAGCUGAUGAUGUUCAAGGUUGAUCAAAGUCACUCAUAUUGAGUUCGAUCACGCUCCAGAGGCUAGUGAGGAGAUGGCACUGAACUAGUCUCUGUGGCCAGCUCCUGUAAUGGAAAGACUUGGUUUUGAACAGUCUCUGCAAUGCAGAAAUAUGACUCCAUGUCAUCUCAAGGACUGAUAAAUUCACUCAACAUGGUCAAUCUUUUUGCUUUCCAUUUACUAAUGCGAGCAGCACAGUUAAUAAGAAACUCAUAACAAUGGGUUCCUGUCUAGAUAGAGUGAGAAGCUGAAAGUCCCAUCUCUGAAUGCAGAAUGUUAACUGAUUCAGUGGGAGUGCCAUUCACCAAGCAAGGGCCAAAUGUGGCCCUUUAUCUGUGGUCCAGUAAAAGCCUUUACCAUACCUUAUCUGUAAGGCUUACAAACUUUCAUUGCGAUGUAUCUCUUUGCUAAAAAAUUCCAAUGAUUAUAAGUAAGUUUGACCUUCAAAAAAAAAAAAGACGUUUGACAAGCUUCCAAUAUGCUUAACGUUCAUUAUUUUAUUAAAAAAAUCAUGACUCACUUUUGAAAGAUAUGCCCAAAACACAGUUGGCACAUAUCUUACAGUUAAGCUGAUUGGUAUAUAUAUUUUAAGAAAUGUAAUUAGGCAUAGAGUCAUUUUUCCAAUGCUACAUCACGUUAAUAAGUAACAAACACUAACAUUCCUCCAGGGCAGCCCAAGUCCUAGCUAGUUGCUAUGUUUUGUGUUGCUUCAUGCUCAUAUUUUAUAGAUGCAAUUAAUUAGUGAUAUGGACAGGAGUCACAACCAUUCCUUAUACUUGGUGAAUCAGUGGUCUAUUUAAUCUGUCAAUAGUGCAUGCACAGCUUUUAUGAAGUAAACUGCAGUGUGUUUAUCGGUACUGUGAUUUCGUGUAGUGCACUGUAGAUAACUACGUUCCCUCAAGAUUUAUUGGGCAUUGUUAUUUAAAAUCAUAUUUGUUGUUUAAAAUGAGACACAGGGCUUACCUGCCAGCUCCUGUGCUAGAGAAAUAUGCUAUCAGGUAACCACUGCAAAGCCAGGAAACUACAUCAUCAAAAUACUUUUGCUUUUAACACUAGCCCAAGGCUUUUAAUUUCACGCUAAAAACUGUUGGCCAUUUUGGUUUGAACAAAACUGCUAAUAUGAAAUGAUUAUAUCCUGCCACAUAUUACCAUUAAACCACACAAGUAUAGAUUCAUAGUUGAAAGAGGCCCAAACCAGAACAGCAUAUUCAUUCACACCAGACCUACAACCAAACCUAAAGAAGCAUAUAAUGCUCCUAUCAUCUGUCUGUCUAGAUGCUCAUAUGGCUCCUAUCACCAUAGUACCUGAGCAUCUCAUGAUACUCAUUGAAUCCUUACAGCACCUCUUUGAAGUGGUAUUGAAACUUUGUGGCUUCAUAGGUAACGUGACCCAGCUUCUUGUAUCCCAGGUUGUCUUUCCAAAACUGCAAUGCAACCAACAUGCAAAACCCAAACCAUGAGGCGUUUGCCCAUUUCAGAUGAUGUUAGAGGUCUGAUGUCAACCCAUACAGCCCAGGAAUUUUGAAUUAGUAUUGAAACACCAUUCUUAAUCCAUCCCCUUUGUACCAUACAUUGGCUUUGCAGCAUUUGCGGCAUAUAAAAUACCUCAUAAUUUGAAGAUCUUGCCACCAGCUGAAAACAGAGGAUGGAUUCACCCUUGUGCAUAGAGUUAGCACAGGAGCUAUGCAGCACUUUAGAUAAGGCUUAAAUAGAAUAAAAGUAACUUAUAGGCAUUGUGUUGGUUCUCUGCACAGGAGUGAAUUCUGCUCAAUGUGAAAGGAUAGGUUAAGAAAUUCUUUAUUUUGAAUUUCCCUGAUUUUGUUGGUUGCCAGACUCUUGACAUUAACUGAACACCUGUAUUUUAUUUUUCUUUAUGGAUGGAGGGAAAAGAAAGAAAUAUUAAGAAGAAGAAGAAGAAAGCCAAGACAAAACUUUGCCAUUCCUCAUACUUUGGGGAAUUGAUGCAUCUUGAAAUUCAGUAUUUUUCAAAUGUUGCCAAGAUUCUGGAAUCCUCUUACACUUGUAGGCCCCGACUCUGUAAGCUGUUCAGUAUGGAUGGGCACCUACAUCCAUGAAUAGUUCCACUGACUUCAAUGAAGCUUCACACUACGAGGCCAGGGUUCACACAUUCAGAACAACUUGCAGUAUCAAGGUACAUUACAGUACACAGGCCUAGAAGUAUUCACAAAAGGAAGUAUUCUGCUCUGUAGAAUUUACAGUGCAAUAUUUGCCCUCACAUCAUUCUUCAUGCAUAUUCACAGCAGUUAGUGUCUUUUCUGAAUGUCUGUUAAUUAGACUUUUCUUUCACAUGCUAUGAAGCCACAGCAGGGGUGAUGUUUAACACCUCGUCGCUGCACAUAAACAGUCACCACUCUUUAAUUCUUAAUACCCUGGCGGUUUUACUUUGAAUACCCAAAGCAAAUCAUGACGUAAUCAUUUGCAAAUAUACGGUACUGUAAGCAGUGAUGCUGUUUGUUGUGAUAGUAGUUCCUGAAAUAUGUAAACUGUUUUUGUGGCUUUUAUUUUUAAAAGAUUGUAGGAAAAGAGGAAAAAAAUCUCUUCCAGACUCAGAUUUUAUAUUUCAUGAUUCAACCUGGAUGGAAGAUUUAUGGUGGAUAUUCCUAAGCAGGUGCCAGUACGAGAAUUCAACAACUUCUUACCAUGUCUGUAUAUAUUUUUAAAUAACGGGAUAUUUUAAUAUAUGUUUUGUUGUAUAGAUGCAGGAUUGGACUUACUUUUUAGCAUAGAAAAUUAUGCAUCGUAAAAAAACCCAUGAAAAAUAAGAUUUCAUAAUCUAAGCACUUCAUUAUUAAAAUAAUGUGUACCAAAAAAGCCACCCAUUGCUAUGCAGGAGAUCCCCGGCCUUUGGCUCAGCUUCUGGGCUUGUACUCCCCAAACCAGCUGAUGCUGAGAGUGCUCAAGGGCAGCACACUUAAGGUAUGUCUACCUACAUUGCAGCUGGGAGCAAAUCUCCCAGCCCUGCAUACCGACUCAUGCUAGUAGGUUCAAACUAAGCUGUGGACGUUGCAGCUCAGGAUGAAGAUUGGGUCCUCAAGUCCCCCUAGGCUUGACAGCCCAUGCCACAAAGUUCAUGCUGCUAUUUUUAGCAUGCUAGCUCAAGCCCUGCUAGCAUGAGUCUGUCUACCCAGGUUGGGAGGUUAGUUUGUAGCUGCAACAUCGACAAACCCCAAAGGUCUGAUCCUGUUUUCAAUGAAAGAGGCUUGCCGUUGGCUGACAUGACAACAGGAUCAGUCCCAAGGAAAGGAAGUGCCUUUUGUCACUCCAUGUCCUCUCUGGCCUUUUAGCAAGCAGCACAGACAGACUUGGAAGGGAGUCCAGCAACACUAAGUCUUAGCUUAAGCCAGGUCUACACUAAAAACUUUUGCCCAUACAAUAAUGUUGAUUAGGGGUGUAAUUUUUUUUAAAUGACAUUUUUAUACCAGCAAAAGCCCCAGUAUAGAUGCUGGUAAACCAGCAAAAGCAUAUUUUUUGCCGGUAGAAGCUGUGCCUACACUAGGAGAGUGUGUUAGUAUAGCUAUACAGGCAUAACUAUGCCAGCAAACCUUCUCUAGUGUAGACUCAACCUCAGAAGCAUGGUGGCCAGGGAAGCAAGAUGAAAUGUAAGAGCAAUUAGAAAUGUGAGGGAUUCAUAAGCUAUAACAGGAAUUCGGAUAAGCUCUGGGGACCUAUCCCAGAAGCAUUGCUGGGGAAUGGCCCCAGCGAAGGUGGUGAGAGUUUUGGUGGGGACUGGCACCAGAGAAGGAUGCAUAUAUCUGUACAUUUCUUUUGUCAUAUUAGAAUCCAGGCAUAUUUUUAAAAUUCACUUCAAGUUUUAGAACCUGAUCUUAUAGUCAUUCUGUCCCAUUGCCUUCAGUGGCAGUUUUGCUUAAGGUGAAGACUGCACAACUUGCCCUCUUUGAUAUUAUUUUAAUGUGUUCUUCUACCCAAAUUGUGUGAUUAUCUGCCUUAAAAGGAGACCUACGUUUUUAUAGGUGUUUGUACAGUUAUUGCACUGUGCGUUUUAUUUAAAAAUCAAGCCGAGGCAGUUUUGGGACAAAUGAAAAAAAGUUGGUAUGACCCUUUACAGUGUAAAGUUUACACGACUGCUUUUGUUUUAUUUUUGUUUUUUUCACAACGUAGGGCCAGCUCCUCUGUUGGUGUGAAUUAACAUAGCUCCACUGACCUCAGUGAAGUUCCACCAUUUCAAAAUCAGCAGAGAAUUUGGCCCAGAGUGCCUCCUGACCUCUGAUAUGAGCAAAGCAAGAGCCUGCACAGUGCCAUCUUAGGUGUGCAAUAGGAUGAGGCAUCUGCCAUAUUAGCCACAGGGCUCUUCUCGUGCAUGCUGAGCCCCACCGAAAUCCAGAUCCUUGCAGAAUCAGGGUGUUAGUUGGGAACGUUCCUCCAUUGCAGUGAAUGAAUGUAUGCAGUGUAAAACUAGUGUGUAAAUUAGAUAUAAUUAGGCCCACAGACUGUAAAUCUAAAACUGAAUGCAAUAGUACUUUUUUUUUUUUUUUUGGCCUUCUUUUCUUUUUUUCUUUUCAAGCAUUUGUGAUCUGUUCAUUUUUAACCUACCAGUGCAGUUUCAUAAAAUAACAUAGAUAUUGUGAGUAAUUUGUAUUUAUCUGGCUCUAUCCUCAUAUCCAGGAAAUGAGUGUUUUUAAAUUCACGGGUCAAGAAAUGUACAAGUUUCCGCUAACUAAACUAAUUGAUAAAACUAGAGCUUCCAAAAUAUUUGUACUUCAGAUGUAAGAGGGUUGACAUGAUUCCGAAUCGCUGUACUUCUCCGAUUUAGAUUGAUAAAAUUGUGAACAGAGUGAAUGCUCCUUCUGUGAAGGGUUUUGAAUUGACAGUUUUGUGUCCCUGUUUCUGCUAAUGGCUGCUUCCUUCCCUAUCUAUUACUGUAUUUGGUAAACAGGUAUGUAUUAAGUGACUAAAAUAUAACUAAAUAUAAUAUAUCAGAAA
Dermochelys coriacea (leatherback sea turtle) is the source of this 9818-nucleotide messenger RNA. RefSeq names its product phospholipase D1 (gene PLD1). Gene Ontology annotation, molecular function: phosphatidylinositol binding; D-type glycerophospholipase activity. Bases 447 to 3557 code for a protein of 1036 amino acids. NCBI's taxonomy places the organism in Eukaryota, Metazoa, Chordata, Testudines, Dermochelyidae. Gene Ontology annotation, biological process: intracellular signal transduction; regulation of microvillus assembly; phosphatidic acid biosynthetic process. The transcript has 27 exons. The record is from RefSeq and is a predicted model, not a curated record.